ACCAUUUUCUAAGCGCCCAUAAAAAUGGUUGAAGUAUUGUCAAUUGGAUUAGGAGGUGUGGGUGUCAUUGCUGCUCAUGCUCUCGAAACCUCAAAUGAAAAUGUGCAUGUCACAGCCGUAAUCAGAUCGGACUUCGAUAAGGUUAUAAGCGAAGGUUAUACGAUCAAACAAAUGGCAGUGGGGGAAAGUGCUCAAAGAGAACCAUCACUUGAGGGAUACACGCCCACGCAUGUCGUUAAGAGCCUUGAAGAUGCGGUGGCAUUGGGGCCUUUUGACUAUAUUGUUGUUUCCACCAAGGCCAUUCCUCAGACAUCAAACAAUGUGUGGGACCAAGUAUACGAAUUACGUGAAAAGUUGAUUAAAACAGAAGAUAUCACCAGUAUUGUAUUGAUCCAAAAUGGGCUUGACAUCGAGAAACAGUGGCUGAAGCUUGGCAAGUCGGUCAACAUGAUUAGUGGAGUCAGCUACAUUAGUUCCAUCAAUACCAAAGGUACUAUUAACAUGUGGGCACCUGAUGCAGUGACGUUCGGGUUAUUCGACCCAGCGGCGGGCAACCACUCAAAACUCAGCCAGUUCAUUCAAUUGUACACCCACAGUAUCAAUCUGGUGGAAGAGGACAAAAAUGUCCGGUUCACCAGAAUGAGGAAAUUGUUGUACAAUGCCUCUUUCAACACCAUUUGCUGUUUGACCAAUAGUGAUGUGGCGGUUGUUUUCGCUACGGACGGAGUCAUCGAUAAUAUUGUUCGACCUUUGAUGAAGGAAAUCCAGCUUGUUGCCAACCAGGACUUAAAACUUCAUGGACUGGAACAGUUACUUGAAGAUUCGCAUGUGGAAGGAAUGAUCAAGUUCACCGAAGAAACAGACGUUCCUUUCAACUACGAACCAUCGAUGUUAGUGGACCUUCGAAACAAACGACAAAUCGAGUUGCAGGUGAUUUUGGCCAACUUGAUCCAAGUCUACAAACAAAACAACCCAGAAGUUGAUGUGAAAGUGCUGAUUCCGUAUAUAAACUUUCUCUAUUAUUCAUUAAAGGUCGUGCAACAUAAGUUGGCCCAUGGAAUAGCCUAGUUAGGGCUAUAUAGAUGUGUAAUGCAUAAAAACGUUGAAGGUUUUAUAUCUUGUUGGUGAAGUCAAUCUCCGUGAGGGUAUGGUUAAUAGACUCGAUUUCUUGUUCUAGUUUUGUAUCUCUGUCGAUUUCGAUGGUGAUCUUGGGUGUGUUCUUCUUGUUCGGGCAGUUGGCACAGUUGUUACAACUUUCGAUAUCACUGCAGUGGCUUUUGGCUUUUUCUUCAUUACCGGACCCGGCUCCUAAUGGCUGCAAGUUCUGGGGAAUAAUGAUAUUGGCUUUUUGCAUCAAUGAUAACGUGAACUCGUCACGAGCAUGCUUGGCGUAAAGGUAGUUUUUGAGAGCCAUCGCACCGGUAUAACAGUUUAGCAGGAAAUUUCGUGUUG
Molecule: messenger RNA, 1452 nt
Organism: Yamadazyma tenuis ATCC 10573
Lineage: Eukaryota; Fungi; Ascomycota; Pichiomycetes; Serinales; Debaryomycetaceae
Product: ketopantoate reductase family protein
Cellular component (GO): cytoplasm
Molecular function (GO): oxidoreductase activity
Source: RefSeq, a predicted model, not a curated record